This is a messenger RNA of Triplophysa dalaica, 952 nucleotides long. Its product is annotated as testis-expressed protein 49-like. The coding region runs from base 98 to 577 and encodes 159 amino acids. Lineage: Eukaryota; Metazoa; Chordata; Actinopteri; Cypriniformes; Nemacheilidae. The transcript is spliced from 5 exons. The record is from RefSeq and is a predicted model, not a curated record.
AACACGAAUGAGGGGGCCGUGCGAGUUUCCAUGGUAACACUUUAAACAUUAGCUUCUUUAGCGACCUUUCCGGAUCUAGCUAAAAUGUGAGAGUCUUAUGCUCGGCUUUUCUCGGUACCUGUUCGGUUAUUUCUGCUAUCGUUCGGCUGUCUUUAAAUUCUUGAUCAGCUGGAGUUAUAAAUUAGGAUAUGGCUUUCUUUGGAUUAACAUAUCUGGGCUAUCAACGGCCUGUCGCCGACAAGGUGUGUCAUCAGCCCAAAUCAAACUACAUGCUCAAGAUGUUUCAGUAUUGCAGCGUGAAGAGAACGGACUUCCACCCAUCAAUACGAAAAGAGAAUUCACGUGCGCUGAUCCCCUCGGUCAUAUGCAAAUCAUCAGAGAGGUUCACAAGUCCCCCAAAGAAGUGUAUCGUGUACCUUUGACGGACAAUCAACGGUACGGUUGGUGGGUUCCCACUGGUGGCCCCAAAAAUCAGGAACCCUGGACUCGAAUCCGACGUUUCCCACGCAGAAACAGUGAAAUGACAAAGUUUGUAAAUGAGAUGGCCAUGGCCAAUUCAGACUUUAGCCUCUUUUGAUCCCUGGUGCAGGUAGUGGUCUAGCUUUUGUUGAAACUACCUACUUUGUAUUGGCGCCUAAUUUAAUAUUGCUCCUGUAUGACAUAUCGCUUAUUUCUCCCUAAACUCUUUGUAAAUCCCUUUGGAUUAAAGUGUCUGCUAAAUGACUACAUGUAAAUGUUGACUGUUCCUUUAAUCACUUUACAAUGUACAAUGGUUUCCUGCAAAAACUGUCAGUAAUCGUUUUUGGAUAUUCUGUCAAAACUUGAAACUUUACCUGAUGCUUAAGUAAAUAUAGUUUUAGUUGCCAGCUGUUUUUUGUGUUCCAUUUGUAUCAGAAUCUGACUGUUAACUAAAUUAAAAGAAUGAUCCAAGAUCAGAUGUAAAAUAACCAUA